AUGUCCACCCCCUCUGACGCUCCGACCUCCUCCCAAAUCUCGCUCACCGACCUGACCCUCGAACAACUGCACCAAGUGCGCCAACAACUCGAUCAGGAACUGCAGCAUCUGACAAACGCGUUCCAGGAAUUGCGGCUGGCGCAGGUCAAGUUCGCGGCCGCUUUGGAGAGCUUGGAUAGUUUGAAAAAGGCGAAUCAAGGUGAGGGUUUUUGUGCUUGGAAGAGCUAGGAGGGAAGGGAGGUGGGGCUACGGUCAACUAGCGGAGAGGGGUGGGGGGUCCUCUCCGCGUCGAGCUCGAUUCCAGAGGACUGCUAGGAGAGCCAUGCACCACCUACGAUCAAAGCAAUACUUCGGAUCGCACCAUGAUCACUAACAAGCACUGCUCAUCCACCCCCACCUUGUGACACCGCAGACAAGAACAUCCUGAUCCCCCUCACCUCGUCGCUCUACGUCCCGGGCAAGAUCAAGGAUCCCGAACACGUGCUCGUCGAUAUCGGAACUGGAUACUACGUUGAAAAGGUACGAAUCCCUCACCGUGGCAACCACAAACAGAGCGCAGCCCUCCGACACGAGCUCAACCUCAAACCCCCCCCCCCCCCCCCCUCGCUCUCUUCUUUCGCGCAGACAACAAAGCAAGCCAAAACGUACUACAACCAAAAAAACCUCACCCUACGCUCAAGUCUCGCCACCUUGCAAAGCCAGAUCGAAAAGAAGGAGGACAACAUGAGGGCGGCGAUGAGUGUGUAUAACCAAAAAGUCGCACGGGAAGGAGGGGCGCGAGCGGCGCGAGCGGAUGGGGGGGAGGAUAGAUGA
This is a messenger RNA of Microbotryum saponariae, 813 nucleotides long. The record is from the annotation of a GenBank genome assembly. NCBI's taxonomy places the organism in Eukaryota, Fungi, Basidiomycota, Microbotryomycetes, Microbotryales, Microbotryaceae.